This is a messenger RNA of Chaetomium globosum CBS 148.51, 564 nucleotides long. RefSeq lists its product as uncharacterized. NCBI's taxonomy places the organism in Eukaryota, Fungi, Ascomycota, Sordariomycetes, Sordariales, Chaetomiaceae. The transcript is spliced from 2 exons. The record is from RefSeq and is a predicted model, not a curated record. The coding region runs from base 1 to 564 and encodes 187 amino acids.
AUGGCCAUGGCGGCCAACGACACCACCCAACAGGCACUCGACGCCCUCACGAAACGAGACAUGAGUUCGAAUUCGAACCUUGCUUCGGGUUCGCAAGCUAUACCCGGCGGCGAAUCCGGUUAUGAACCGUUGUACCCCAACAACAUACCCACAGACUCGGCCGUCAAGAGCUUCAUCACCCACUUCUUCGAGGUCUCGGAUGAUCCGGGUCGGAAUGACGAGUGGGUCGGGUUCUUCGACGAGAACGCGACGGUUAUUAUUGGAAAUGAUGUGGCCAAGGGGAAAGAAGAGAUUCGUAAACUCAGAGAGCGCAUGUGGAAAGAGGUCAAGGCACGCAAGCACCGGUUGGUGAAAGUGUUCCCGGCCAGUUUCUCAAACGACCGGUCAGCUAUUGUGUUGAUGAACCAGGCCGAGUAUAUGUUAUUUGGGGCGGUGGCGUACAGGAUGAGAGAUGAUGCAAAGGAGGAUGCAGUGGCUGGGUGGGCUGGGCAUGCGCAACUGCUGAGGGAUGGAGUAGCUGCGCCGUGGCGAUUGGGGUUUUAUCGUGUAUAUAUCCAGAGGUGA